AAACAAAAACAAAAAUCAUAAGUUUACCGCCGAAAAAAAUAAGUAUUUCAUCCGAUAUUGAUGAAUUUGAGGCAAAUUUUUGUAAUGUAACAUUGAAUAAAAUUAAAACUAAUAAAAAAUUUGGUGAAAUUUGGUCCAAAAAGAAUGGUUGGAGUCGUUGUCAUCCAAAAUCGCCCAGUUUUCGUAUAUCAAAAGGAAUCGUUAUUCCAGCCAUUAAUAUUGAAUCACCAGUUGAUCUGUCCACAACGACUACAUCACCUGAUGAUGAUAUUGAUGAAUCAACAACAACUUUACCUGUUAAUGAAGAAAAAGAAGGUGAUGAUGAUAAUGAUGUUGCUGAUCUUGAACUGACCACAACGGAAAUAUCAGAAUUAGAAACAACAACAGCAACGACAACGACAACGACAACACUAGAAUCGAAUGAAAUGACAACUGAACAAGAUAUUGAUGAUGAAACAACAAUCUCGACGACUGUGGCGACAACUCAACUUACGUUUCCAAUAAAUUCAGAUUUUUUCAUAAAUUUUAAUAAUUUUCUUGCUACAUUAGGAUCCUCAUCAACGACUACAACAAUGUCACCGAUAUUUUUUUCUGCGUCACCACCAUCAACAACAACUACGACUACGACUGCAAUGGCACCAACACAAACAUGGAAUCAUGUGGAUGAAAUUCCCAAAGAAUUUUUGUGGCAUAUUUUAAAAGUAAUUAAUGCCAGCAAAAUUGAUAAUUAUCAAGUGAAUCCUGUCGUAGUGGAUAAUUUAAAAAAUCAUAAUUUAAACAAACCAAAAUCGAUUAUUGACAAGAAACAUGAAAAUGUUGAAAAUCAUCGAAAUAAUGAUAAUGAUGAUGAUGAUGAUGAUGAUGGUGAUGAAGAAGAAAUUGAUGAAGAAUUAUUCCAUCAAAUCAAAGAUGAUAAUAAUCGUAUUGAUGGAAAAAUUCUUGUUGCACAUAGAUUUAAACGUGUAUGUUAUCUAUUACUUAAUGGUGGUAAAGAUGGUGGUAAUAUUGAAAUAAAUCAAUUAGAAUUACAUAUUUGUUCACAUCUAAUUGUUGGUUAUGCAAGAAUUGCAACAAAUGGUCUGGUUGUGGCACAAAAACCAUUAGAAGAUGGUGAACGUUAUCGACUGGCUACAAUGAUGAAAAUUCAAUAUCCAAAACUAAAAGUGAUGCUUUCUAUUGGUGAUCUUGGUGGUACAAUGUUUUCCAUUGUUACCAGUACGAAUCGUACACGUGAACGUUUCAUAAUAUCCAUAUUAGAUAUUUGUACGGAAUUUAAUUUCGAUGGCAUCGAUAUUGAUUGGGAAUUUCCAGGGUUUCGUACACCAGGUUUAUCGCGUGAUAAACAGAAUCUGGUACAAUUUCUUAAAGAACUACGACAAAUGUCUAAAUUAAUUUGGCCAAAUGAUAUUAAUAAUAAUAAUAAUCGAGGAUCAUCAUCAUCAUUUUUAAUAUCAUUGGCUGUUGGUGCACCAUUAAUGAUUGCUAGUACAUCGUAUUUAAUACCAGAAAUUGAAAAAUUUGUUGAUUUUGUCAAUUUAAUGUCAUAUGAUUUUCAUUAUUAUCGACCAGAUAAACCAUAUACUGGUCAUCAUGCUCCAUUAUAUCCACGAUCUACGGAUAAUGCAUAUUUCAGCACGUUGAAUGUGGCAUGGACAGCAACAUAUUGGGCAAAUAGUGGAAUGCCAUUACGAAAAAUAAUGAUUGGUGUACCGACAUAUGCACGAACUUAUAAUCUAGUGGUUCCUAUCGUACAGAAUAUGAUCAAUUUACCGGCUAGUGGACCUGGAAUCGGAAAAGGAAAAUUAAAUUAUACACGUGUUUGUGAAUUUUUAAGGCUACCUGGAACAGUUAAACAAUUUGAUUUCCAUAGCCAAGUUCCAUAUGCAUACAAUGGUUUUGAUUGGGUUUCAUAUGAGAAUGAAUUAUCCGUCGCUACAAAAGCUCAAUGGGUAGUGAAAACUGGAAUGGGUGGCAUCGUAACAUUUGCACUGAAUUUUGAUGAUACAAAAGGUUUGAGAUGCAAUGAUUUUAAAAGUUUUUUAUUUUCUAAAAUUAUUUUUUUUUCAUCUAAUCAACACAUCACAGGUAUAUGUCGAGAUGAUGGAAAACGAUUUCCAUUACAAAAAACAAUUUCAAAUGUGUUGGAAUUAGCAGCGAUAAAAUCGUAUAAAAAAUCUUUGCAUGUUGUAAAAAUUCAUGGAUAAAUCAUUAGAAUAUUUGUAGAUAAUUUUUUUUUGCCAAUUUUAGCCAUUUCAGUUUCGA
Molecule: messenger RNA, 2262 nt
Organism: Dermatophagoides farinae (American house dust mite)
Lineage: Eukaryota; Metazoa; Arthropoda; Arachnida; Sarcoptiformes; Pyroglyphidae
Source: RefSeq, a predicted model, not a curated record